This is a messenger RNA of Diutina rugosa, 1242 nucleotides long. RefSeq lists its product as uncharacterized. The coding region runs from base 1 to 1242 and encodes 413 amino acids. The transcript has a single exon. Gene Ontology annotation, molecular function: mRNA binding. Lineage: Eukaryota; Fungi; Ascomycota; Pichiomycetes; Serinales; Debaryomycetaceae. The record is from RefSeq and is a predicted model, not a curated record. Gene Ontology annotation, biological process: regulation of mRNA stability; nuclear-transcribed mRNA catabolic process, nonsense-mediated decay; cytoplasmic stress granule assembly. Gene Ontology annotation, cellular component: cytoplasmic stress granule.
AUGGGCGGCCGCGGGUGCCUGCUGUCCGUGCUCUACAUCGGCAACUUGGCCAAGCUGAUCCCCGAGGAGAGAGUGCGGGAAAUGCUCGCCGAGGCGUGUCUGCCACCACCCCAACCGUCGACGACGUCCCUGGCGCCACCGGCGCAAGAGCCAGCGAAACAAGUACCGGUAUCUGUCAAGCUCCUCAACGACAAGAACCGGCCGGGCUUCAAUUACGCGUUCGCCGACUUUGGGUCGUUUGACGCCGCCCACCAGGCGCUCCAAACACUCGCCCAGGCGCUGGUGGAUAACAUCCCCUUGAAGGUGAACUGGGCCUACCACCUGCUGUCGCAGGACUGCACCGACGACCUGUUCAAUUUGUUUGUUGGCGACUUGAGUCCCGACGUCGACGACGACUUGUUGGCGAAGCUGUUUGCCGCCUACCCGCUGUUGAAGCUGGCCCACGUGAUGUGGGACAUGCAACUGGGGCGGCUGAGAGGCUACGGGUUUGUUGGUUUCACGUCAAGAGAAGAUGCUGAAACCGCCUUGGUACAAAUGAACGGCCAGUGGGUGUCGGGUCGAGCCCUCCGGUUGAAUUGGGCCGCGCGAAGUCACGAUAAACCCCACCAACAACAACAACAACAACAACAAAGUCAUCAGCAACAACAAGAACACCAAGGUCAUGGUCAUCAGCAGCAUCAGGUGGCGGUGCCGCUGCAGACGUAUCCUCCCCAGUUUUACCCGCAACUGUUCUAUCCGUCGACCACUGGAACCAACGGCAGAGCCCUCCAUAAUGACCACCAACGGACACAAAAUGGAUUCCAAAACAACCACUCCCAGAAUGGCUACCAGCAGAAUUACCACCAGCAGAGCUACCACAGCGAUACCAACACGCAUCGCGGUAACUCGCACUACCAGAACCAUAACAACCACCACACACCAGGUUACCAUAACCACACCCAAAACAAUGGCCACGCCACCCCGCAGAUCCACCCGCUGCUGUACGAGCUGGUAGUGAGACAGCUGGCCCAGUGGCAGACCACCGUCUACUUGGGGAACGUCCCCCACUAUACGCCCCCACACGAGUUUAUCCCGUUACUACAACAGUUUGGCUACAUUGUCGACUUCAAAUUCCACCCGGAAAAGGGGUGUGCCUUUGUCAAAUACGACUCCCACGAAACGGCGGCGUUGGCCAUCGUUCAGUUACAGGGUCUUGUGGUUCAUGGGUGGCCGCUUAAAUGUGGCUGGGGACGCAAACGGUGA